AACCACUGACGUGCAUGUAUUAGUUGUCACGCUUUUAUUUUGAAGGUGGCCAACGCCACUCGCUGGCGGCAGAUUGCGGAAAUGCAUAGUAUUGACAAUCGCAAUGGCGGCUCACUUGGCUUCAAUUUUGCGAGUGGAGGCUGGCGUGACCGCAGUGAAAAGUUGCCGGUUUUUAAUAUUAGGACAACCGCUCGUUGAGAAAAUACCCGUUGGAACAUAUUUGAAUAUCAGACUUCAUAAAAGCUUUUUCCGAGAGAUCUUCAGGUGGAGAGGCGCAUGACGUACAAAGGAGGAGCUGUUUCUUUGUGACAUGACAGUGGUGACGAUGAAAGGGCGAGUUUUACAUCAAAGUGAUGAAAGGGCCUUCGCACGUUUAAGCCCCAGACAGUGUAGAAAUAUAGAACUAGACUCUGCAAACAUAAUCAUUCCAAGACAAGCGGAAACGCGCGGAACACUCAGAGGACUUCAACAAUGGGGAAUCUAUCUUCUAUCAGACCUUACUUUAACGAUGAGGCCUUUAACCUGCUUGAAGAGCUCACCGAGAUGACUUCUUUAACAGAAAAUGAGCAACGAAUGUGCAAUGCGGAGAAAGCGUUCAUGAGACAGUUUGUGCUCUUGGCCAAGGAAAAUCGAGUACCACCAUGUCUCUCGCCCAAAGACAUGAAGGUGUGGUUGCUGAAGAAAAGAAAUUUCCAGCAAGAGUACCAGGAGAUGCAAAUGAGGAUGGAUGCCAGGAUGUUUUAUAUGCUUCAAGUGGCCUGGACAAUGGAAAGGAUCCUGCACUUGAAUAGAAUACAAAAAGAAGUCUACACUGAACUCAACGAAGAGGAACGCCUUUCGCGAUUGCUCGAGAGGAAGGUCACACUCCAAGGCCUCGACACGUACUUGACAGUACUGCGGCCCCACGUCGAACGGGACACUGAGACCUUCCUCUGCCAUCUGUAUAAGGAGCUGAUGAGGUCAUUGGAGAAGACCAAGAUGACCGGGGUACAAAGACUGUUUUUUUACCCGCUGUUUCAUCGUGCUACCGGCACCCUGGCGCAGAAGAUCACAGAAUUGGCUCUGGACAUCCUUCUGGAGGAGCUGGAGCCACCUGGCAAUGAGAAACCCAUCACGGCAACGUUGUCCCAAAGAGCUGACGACGCCAGCAAGGAGAUAGGAAGUAUGCUCGUCGACGCUCUGGCUUCCAUCCCCGUCCUGCAUCAAAACAUCGCGCGGGGUGAUCUCGCCCGCAUGUGCUUGGACUCCGCUUGGAAAAUGGUCCAAAGCAUUUACAAAAACUUUGUCGAGGGCUCGGAAAACUUCCACCCGAUGGACUGCGACGAUACCUCGGUCACCGCGCGGUGUGGUGUCAUGAGUGCCAUUGUGCAGAUGGUCUACACGUGCAGUCAGUAGAACUCUUUGCUUCGUCACUGCUGUUUCACACAGAAGCAGGAAGUGAUGGGUUAGGAAUUUUCACAUGUAUAUAUUUUUUUGCACAUUAAAAUGUUUCACAGAAAAUUA
Molecule: messenger RNA, 1503 nt
Organism: Hippocampus comes (tiger tail seahorse)
Lineage: Eukaryota; Metazoa; Chordata; Actinopteri; Syngnathiformes; Syngnathidae
Exons: 6
Coding region: 472-1395 (307 amino acids)
Source: RefSeq, a predicted model, not a curated record